Messenger RNA from Puccinia triticina, 2994 nucleotides. RefSeq lists its product as uncharacterized. The record is from RefSeq and is a predicted model, not a curated record. Gene Ontology annotation, biological process: protein dephosphorylation; positive regulation of G2/M transition of mitotic cell cycle; positive regulation of G2/MI transition of meiotic cell cycle. NCBI's taxonomy places the organism in Eukaryota, Fungi, Basidiomycota, Pucciniomycetes, Pucciniales, Pucciniaceae. Gene Ontology annotation, cellular component: cytoplasm; nucleus. Bases 1 to 2994 code for a protein of 997 amino acids. The transcript has 7 exons. Gene Ontology annotation, molecular function: protein tyrosine phosphatase activity.
AUGUAUGUCUUGCCUGCCGUGCUCGUCCGAUACUUGCAACCAGAUAAACAUGCCCUCUCCCAGAGAUCCGCCACCCGCCAGUACAACGCGACGGUACUAACUCCUCCUACAGCUCGAGAAUACCGACUAGCAUCCUCCCAUCACGACUGCCUCGCCUACGAACAAUAUACGCAAAACAUCUCCUCAAGCGGUGCCCUUCUUCCCUCCCUGUCUACCAAACCUCAGUUCGCAGCUUCUUUCAUCAGCAACAACCACAAGUGUCGAGUGGUAGUCACCCCAGCUCAGCUCGGCCCGGUCCCAACUCUACCCGAUCAGCUUGUCGUCAACGUCCAUCCAUCUCCAAUGGCCACCUCCCAUUUUGUCUCCUCUUCUCCUACCCCUGCUCAUCAUCUACCCCACCCCUUCCGUCACUUGGAGGCCCGCCCUUCCCCAUUUUCCCCGGCCAGCGGCUCUCGACGUCACCAAACCCAUCACGCGCAGCACGAAGAUCACGAAGCUGAUGAGUAUCUUCGAUCGAGCCCAGCCGGAUCCGAAGGGUGCGUCGAAGCGGAGGACCAGGCAGAGUACUACGACGACCGAAGCCCAGAAACUGACGAGCUCGAGGACGAAGACCAAGCUGGCAUGAUGGACGAGCACGACCAACACGCUUCUGGGUCAAUCGCUACCGCCCCUCCCACUCCGUCUCCCAAUCCAUAUGGGACCACAUUCCCCGAGAGCGUCAGGAAUUCAGUCAGCAGGAAGAACACCUUUCUACCCGCACAUCUCUUCGCGCCCAACCCGAAUGCCAUGCCUCCCUCCUCUUCUCCGUAUGCCAUGGACAUCUCACCCGCCCCUGCUCGACGCUGCAACAUACCGAGAAACUCACUACAGACAAGCAGCUUCCAAGCACACCACCCGGACGACCCAUUUGCAGGAAGCCCCUCUCGCUCUCAACCCAAAACUCUCUGGAAGGCCAGCCCGACCACCAGUGAAACCCGGCGGACGAUUGGCCUGAGGAAAGCGCUCACCCGUCCGCAACUCCCCAUCGACACAAAAUUCGUCGCGUCGGGUAGAGCUGGUCAGAGAUCUCCACCAUGUCCAUUGGCUCGGGCCAGCAGUGAUGGCAUGGAUAUCGAUUCUCCCAGCUAUACCCAACCGAACCAUGGGGAUGGCAAUGACGCCCGCAGCUCCCAUAUGAGCUCUGAUGACCAGGCGACUGGCACGUCGCGUCUAAUUCAGCGGACCUCGCGCUCGGCAAGCCAAAGCAGUAUUGGCAAACGCAGCCGAUCUGAUGAGGACGACGACCGGGAGCACCUAUCCUCCCGUCCGAGCAGCAGCGGCAGUAAUGGCCGCCAACUAGCUCCUCAGAAACGCAUCGCGAGUCCCCCAAGGUUGUCUCUUCCAGCGCACUCUCAAGGCAGCCGUCUGUUUGCGCCUACACCCACCUUACCCGCCGAGGAGAAUCGCUCAUUCUCACCCUACUUUUCGUCCUCGUCACCAAGUGAGAACAUGAGCCCAAGCAUCAAAGCGGCUGCGAAGUUGACCCUGGGCCGCAAGGCUGGCGAGCGAUCACUAUCGGGAUUUCACUUCCCGACUUCCAAACCCCACCUCCCCUCGGCCCCCAUUCUCUCCAGCAGCCGUUCUCAACAAUACGGCAAGGGCAGUCUAGGCUCUGCCUCCGGAAGCAGCAUCGCCACCCGGCGCGCUGGCUUAGGUGUUGUACAGAGUAGCGCAACACUCUUCAGUCGCCAUCAAUCCGCCUCAUCCUCCUCAACCGUCGUCAAUCGCCAGCGGGAUGCCAUCGGAAGGCCUGCCUCCAAGUCUCGCCGGGCGAUGAGCUUCGCUGCCGGCCGAGGUAAGAAGCUGGAUCUUUUGCUGCAAAGUAACAGCAUGGCCGUCGACCUCGACGAAGAAGAUGAGGAGUCAGACAUGGAUGCCAGCUCCACGUUCAACUGCUCCCCCAUGCCCCGAACCGCCAACCCUCUGGUCAGUGGCACCUGGCCCAAGUCUUCCGAAAGUCCGAUCCGCCCCAACAAGAGCAGCAGCUGCAUUGACUCGAUGCACCACUUGACCCGGAAGUCUUCUGCACCUGGUCCUUCGGGCUCGAGAUCGUUGGCCCCACCUCCCUUCAACCACGGUAUGGCCGACCAGAGUCCCACCCGGCCAUUGAUCGCUACUAUCGGCGCGGCGGUAGAGAGUCCUGUGGGGAUGGCGUUCAGCGAAAAGGAGCGCGCUGGGAAGAUCCUACCUUGCCACAAGGUAUCCAACGACGGCCUGAUGCGUAUCUCCCCCCAGACGAUGAACCGACUGCUGGAAGGGGAAUACGACGACAGCAUUACCCACAAGGUCAUUGUGGACUGUCGCUUUGGGUACGAGUACGAGGGUGGGCACAUCCGUUCGGCCAUCAACAUCCAGGACAAGAAAGCGGUCGACAAGAUGCUUCUACAGGGUGGACUGUUUGCACGCGGGGAAAGGGACGUCCCUCUACCCAGCGAAUCCGGCAAGGUGGACUCGGCUGGGCAGAGGAAGAAAGUGGUAGUAGUAUUUCAUUGUGAAUACUCUGCCAUGAGGGCACCGACUGUUGCGAAGCAUCUUCGCGAGCAAGAUCGGCACAAGAACAUGCCCCACUACCCUGCCCUGCACUACCCCGAAGUGUACAUCCUGGAGGGCGGCUACGCCCAAUACUUCGUCCACUCUCCCCAGCAUUGCGAUGGGGAGUAUGUGAAGAUGGAUGACCCGAGCCAUCGAAGCGACCGCCACGCCGACUUGAACCAGUUCAGGACGCGUGAGAGCUCGACCUUCUCGCGGGCUAAGAGCUUCACCUUCGGCGAGAACAAGAAAGUGGCCAAGAAAGGGAAGAAGCCCGUCUUCCUCAUCGGCCAGACUCGCGUCGAGUCCCACCGGCAGCGGGAUAUCUUCGGAGCCAAGCCCAGUAACGAAGGCUCCUCCCAAUACUCCAGGAUCGUCGAGGAAGACGAGGAAGACAUGCCCGGUCACCUCCCCGAGACGCAAUAG